This is a messenger RNA of Argiope bruennichi, 1094 nucleotides long. RefSeq names its product methylglutaconyl-CoA hydratase, mitochondrial-like. Bases 73 to 972 code for a protein of 299 amino acids. Gene Ontology annotation, molecular function: enoyl-CoA hydratase activity. Lineage: Eukaryota; Metazoa; Arthropoda; Arachnida; Araneae; Araneidae. The transcript has a single exon. Gene Ontology annotation, biological process: fatty acid beta-oxidation. The record is from RefSeq and is a predicted model, not a curated record. Gene Ontology annotation, cellular component: mitochondrion.
UAUACCGGUCACGUGUGUACUGUUUAUCAGUAUAAGUAAACAAUAUUGAUCAUUAAUGAUAUAUUGUUCAAAAUGUUGCUUCUUAAAACAUUUCCAAUUUUAAAACCUGCCUAUUAUCUCAAGAAUUAUUUACCUUUUAUAAAAACCGUGCGUAACUUAAGUGUUUCUGAUUAUAAGGGAUUUAUUUUACAACGUCAUUCUGGUGAACGCGAAGGCAUUAUUACUUUGGGUUUGAAUCGCCCUGAAACGAAAAAUGCUUUAGGAAAGCAAACCAUUGCUUCAUUAUUUGAAGUAAUAGAUAGUAUUAAAUAUGAUAAAGAUGCUCGUGUUCUUGUCAUACAUAGUUUAGUUAAAGGUGUCUUCUGCGCUGGGGCUGAUUUAAAAGAACGUGCAGUCAUGCCAGAGGCGGAAGUUGGACCUUUUGUUGCCAAAAUUCGUCAGUCGAUCACAGAUUUGCAGGAUUUACCCAUUCCCACUAUUGCUGCCCUUGAUGGGCAUGCUCUAGGGGGAGGAUUAGAAAUGGCACUGGCUUGUGAUAUGCGUGUUACAGCUUCAUCUGCGAAAAUGGGACUUGUGGAAACUAAACUUGCUAUAAUACCAGGUGGUGGUGGAACCCAAAGACUUGCAAGAAUUGUUGGACCUGCUAUUGCUAAAGAAUUAAUUUUUACUGCUCGUAUUAUUGAUGGGAACCAAGCUUUUAAAAUAGGUCUAGCAAACCAUGUUGUGGAACAGAAUUCUGAUGGCGAUAGUGCUUUUAAGAAGGCUUUAGAACUUGCUGAAGAAAUUAAAAGCCAAGGACCCAUUGCUGUUCGAUUGGCAAAAUUGGCAAUUGAUAGAGGUUUGGAUGUUGACUUGCGAAGUGGAUUAGCAUUUGAGCAAGCUUAUUAUGCACAAACUAUUGGAACUAAAGAUCGUGUUGAAGGCUUAAAGGCUUUUAAAGAAAAGAGACCUCCAAAAUAUACUGCUGAAUAGAAAUGUGCCAAAUUGCAGUUACCCAUUUAAUAUUUAAAUGCAAUUUCAUAUUUUGUAUAAAUAUAUUUUUUUAAUAUGUAUUGAUUUUUUUUCUUAAUAAAGUUGAAAUUUAUGCAUGUAAA